AUGGCAGACAAAACAGCCCCGCAAUCUCAACUGAAAUUGGAAUGGGUCUACGGUUACAGAGGUCAUCAAUGCCGUAAUAAUUUAUAUUAUACGUCUAAUAAAGAUGUUGUAUAUUUUGUGGCCGGCGUUGGAAUUGUUUACUCUGUUCGAGACCAUAAACAACGAUUUUUCCUGGGACAUGAUGAUGAUAUUAUCAGUUUAACUCUACACCCUGAGAAAACACUGGUAGCUACAGGACAAAUUGGUAAAAAACCGUAUAUUUGUGUAUGGGAUGCUGCUACUUGUGAAACUGUAUCGAUUUUAAAAGAUGGACAUGAACAUGGGGUGGCUGCUAUGGGAUUUGAUAAGGAAGGCUCUAGACUGGUAUCAGUGGGAUUGGAUCAACAUUCUACUAUUAAUGUAUGGGAUUGGAGAAAAGGUAAAAUAUUGGCUACAGUUAGAGGACAUUCUGAUAAGGUAUUUGAUGUACAGUUCCAUCCUUAUAUGGACAAUACUAUCGUAUCAUGUGGUGUUAAACAUAUUAAAUUCUGGACGUUAUGUGGUAACGCCUUAACACCUAAAAAAGGUAUAUUUGGUAAGAUAGGAGAGAUUCAGACUAUACUAUGUUUAGCGUUUGGACCAGGUAAUAUUACUUACUCAGGUACGCUAGCUGGUGAUGUCUAUGUAUGGAAAGAUAAUACACUAGAUAGUGUGAUACAGGGGGCACAUAAUGGAGCUAUCUAUACAUUAGAUAUGUGUGAUGAAGGAUAUACAACUGGUGGUAAAGAUUCUAUGGUUAAACUAUGGGACACUGAUUUUAAGCCUAUCUCAGCUGUAAAUUUGGCUAACUCUCAAGAUGGCUAUAAAGGAUUAUGUGUACGUAGUGUAUGUUGGAGAGCUGAUAGAUUGUUAGUAGGAACACAAGACAGUGAAAUAUUUGAAAUUGAUGUAAAAGACAAAAAUAAACCUCAAUGCUUAGUUCAAGGUCAUGCUGAAGGUGAACUCUGGGCCCUGGCUGUUCAUCCUAGGAAACCAAUCUUCGCUACUGCUAGUGAUGAUCAGACAUUGAGAUUAUGGAAUAUGACCAACUCAGAACUCUUAUCUAAAACAACCCUAGAGAAUAAAAUCAGAUCGUGUUCAUUUGAUUUUGAUGGAAACCAGAUAGCUGUUGGAUUUACUGACGGUUCAUUCAUGGUGUUAAGAUCAAGAGACCUAUCUGAGGUGAUCCAUAUGAAAGAUCGUAAAGAAGUUAUACAUGAAAUGAAGUUUUCACCAUGUGGCAAGUUUCUGGCUGUAGCAUCUAAUGAUAACUUUGUUGAUAUUUAUUCCGUGGAUCAGAGAUUCAAACGAGUUGGAACAUGUUCUGGUAGUUCUAGUUUUAUCACCCAUAUUGAUUGGUCAGAGGACAGUAAAUAUCUUCAGACUAAUAGUGGUGCUUCAGAACGACUCUUCUUUAAAAUGCCAGUGGGUAAACAAGCUACCAAUAAAGAAGAGAUAAUGUCUAUCCACUGGGCAUCAUUUACUGGUGUACUGGGAGCAGAGGUCAGUGGUAUAUGGGAGAAAUAUACUGAUACUAAUGAUGUCAAUGCUGUAGAUGCUAAUUUUGCUGCUCAAACUGUUGUCACUGGUGACGAUUUUGGUUUAGUCAAACUUUUUAGAUUCCCUUGCUUGAAGAAAGGGGCUAAAUUCCGAAAGUAUACAGGUCAUUCCGCCCAUGUUAGUAAUGUUCGAUUUUCAUCUGAUAAACAGAAAGUGAUAUCUAUAGGAGGUGCUGAUCAUGCUAUAUUUCAAUGGAAAUUUUAUCCACAAGGAUCUGGUAGUGAUGACUUGAGUCUUGGAGGUGUAGAUGCAUAUCUAGAUAGUAACAGUGAAGCUAGUGAUAGUGACCUAUCAGAUGUAGGAGAACUAGAUAGUGAUUUAGAACGUGAGAAACAAGUGAGCUAUGAUAGAGCUAUAUAUAAAGAAGAUACCAAAUCACUGAAGAAAUUGAUGAGACAAGAUAUGAAAGCUGGAGAUAAAAGAAAAAAGGGACCCAUUGAUAGUCUUAAACUUUCUUAUAUUCAUGGAUAUCGUGGGUAUGAUUGUCGUAAUAAUUUAUUCUAUACACAAAGUGGUGAAAUAGUGUAUCAUGUUGCUGCCACUGGUAUAGUUUAUAGUAAAGAGAAAAAUCAACAGAAAUUCUACACCUGUCAUACUGAUGAUAUACUGUGUUUAUGUAUCCAUCCAUUGAAAGAUCUAGUGGCUACUGGACAGGACAGAUCUAGUAGCUACUGGACAGGUGAUGGUAAAAAGCUAGUAUCUGUAGGAUUAGAUGAUAACCAUACUAUAGUAGUGUGGGACUGGAAAAAGGGUGAAAAGUUAGCUUCUACUAGAGGUCACAAAGACAAGAUAUUUGUAGUAAAAUGGAAUCCAUUCGAUGGUAGUAAAUUAGUAUCAGUUGGUGUUAAACAUAUCAAAUUCUGGACCCAAACAGGAGGUGGGUUUACAUCCAACCGAGGAACUCUAGGUAAAGUAGCUAAACUAUGUGAUAUGUUAUGUGUAGCCUAUGGUAAAUCAGAUGAUUUAUGUUUUUCUGGUGGUAGUGAUGGUAACGUUUUUAUAUGGCAAGGUUUAAACUUACAGAAAGUAGUAAAAGCUCAUGAAGGACCUGUCUUCUCCAUGCAUUCUCUGGAUAAGGGAUUUGUAACAGGAGGUAAAGAUGGAGUAGUUGGUUUAUGGGAUGAUCAGUUUGACAGAUGUUUAAAGACCUAUGCUCUUAAAAGAGCUGCUAUUGCCCAAGGAUCACGAGGUAUGCUGAUUCAAGAAUCACCAGCUAUUAGAGCUAUAGUAUUAGGCCAUGGUAAAAUACUAGUGGGUACUAAAAAUGGUGAAAUUAUUGAAGUUGAUAAAUCUGGACCCAUGACAUUACUUACACAGGGCCAUAUGGAGGGAGAAGUAUGGGGUAUAGACUGUCACCCAACACAAGCUAUCUAUGCUACAGUUAGUGAUGAUAAAACAUUGAGAUUAUGGGAUCUAGCUACAGAUCAUAGAAUGUUGAAUUUUAAAGAAUUAAAACAAGCUGCAAGAUGUGUUGCCUUCAGUCCUGAUGGUAAAGCUUUAGCUGUUGGUCAGAAAGAUGGAAGUUUUGUGGUAGUAAAUGCUGAGAGUAUGGAUGAUAUAAUACAUAUACAUCAUAGAAAGGAGGAGAUAUCAGAUAUCAGAUUUUCACCGGAUACUGGUAAAUAUCUAGCUGUGGCCUCCCAUGAUAAUUUUGUUGAUAUUUAUAAUGUACAGAGUACUAAAAGAGUAGGAACUUGUAAAGGAGCAUCAAGUUAUAUCACUCAUAUAGACUGGGGUAGUAAUGGAAAGGUAUUAAUGGUGAACUCAGGAGCCAAAGAACAACUUUUCUUCGAAGCGCCAAGAGGUCAUCGCAUAACCAUGAAAUCUAAUGAUAUAGAGAAGUUUAACUGGGACAGUUGGACCUGUGUAUUAGGGACAGCAUGUGAGGGAAUCUGGCCACCUAAAAGUGAUGUCACUGACGUCAACUCCACCACAGAUGAUUUUGGUUUUGUGAAAUUAUUUGCUUUCCCUUACCAACAAAACUACUACAUGUGUUGUUAUGACAGUGAUGUAGAAAGAGAGAAGAAAAUGGAUUAUACCAGUAAAAUAUAUAUCAGUCCUAUUAGAGAGAAAGAGGGUGUGAAACCUCACAAUCAGGAACAAGCACAAUCUACACAAAAUAAACCUGUUGCCAGUAGAAAUGUUAAUAAAGCACCAUUAGUACAGAAAGCUGAUCUACCUCCAUCUACUGGUGGUAAGAGAAGAAAAAUUACACCAGUUAAUGAGUUACAGUUAGAGUAUGUUCAUGGUUACCGUGGUUUUGAUGCUAGAAGUAAUCUGUAUUAUUGUAAUGAUGCCAAUGAUGUUGUAUUUCACGCUGCUGGUGCUGGUAUUGUACAAAAUAUGUCCACAGGAAGCCAAUCAUUUUAUCUCGAACACACUGAUGAUAUCAUCUGUCUAGAUGUCAACCAACAUCCUAAAUUUAAAAACGUCAUAGCUACAGGUCAGAUUGGUAAUCAGCCAUCAGUACAUGUAUGGGAUGCUGUCACUAAGAAAACACUGUCUAUAAUACGAGGGGUCCAUUCUAAAGGUGUCUGUUCUGUGGAUUUCUCAUGUACUGGUAAACUUCUCCUGUCAGUUGGGUUAGAAGAUGAUCAUAAUUUAGCUGUUUGGAGAUGGCAAGAUGGUACGUAUUUGAAAUCUAUUUAUAUGACAUUUGUAUUUAUUAGUGAAUAUCUGAAUAGUUUAACAUAUACUGGAGCUCUGAGUGGUGAUGUUUAUGUAUGGAAAGAGAAUACAUUAAUAAGAUUAGUACAGAAAGCCCAUACUGGACCUGUCUUCUCUAUGUUUACUACAUUACGUGAUGGACUUAUUGUAACUGGUGGUAAAGAACUACCCAGAAGUAAAGAUAAUGGGCCGGUAAAACUAUGGGAUCAAGAUAUGAAGAGAUGUAAAGCUUUUCCUAUCCGUGAUGAAGGCAAGAGAGCCGAUGUGGUCAAAUCAGUUUGUAGGAGUAAGGGUAAGAUCCUAGUAGGAACUAGAGAUAAUUCUGUACUAGAACUGAGUGAAAAAGAAGGUAAUAUACAGAUACUGGUUGCUGGUCAUUCUGAAGGUGAAGUCUGGGGAUUAGAUACUCAUCCUACCCUCAACCAUUUUAUCACUGCCAGUUUUGAUGGUACUGUUAGGAUGUGGGAUAUAGCCAAAAAGACAUUACUAGCCCGACUAGAAGUAGGUUCAGCUAGAAGUGUAGCUUUUAGUCCUGAUGGUGAACUGAUAGCUGUAGGUUUGAAUAAUGGAGAAUUCCUGGUCCUAUCAGUCAAUGGAUUGAAAUUAUGGGGUAAAAAACGAGAUCGAUCUGGUGCCAUCAAUGAUGUAAAAUUUAGCCCUGAUAAUAAAUACCUAGCAGUAGGAUCGGAAGAUAAAUGUGUAGAUUUUUAUAACCUGACUGAAGGUCCCAGUUUAAAUAGAAGUAGUUUUUGUAAAGGUAUACCUAGUUUUGUUAUACAGAUGGAUUUCUCAGCUGAUAGUAAAUAUAUAAGGGUUGGAACAGGUGAUUAUACACCUCAUGUAUUUAAAGUACCAGCUGGUACACUGGUAGAAGAUAAACAAAUCUUAGAUAAUAUCACUUGGGCAUCUUGGACAAGUGUGUUAGGAGAGGAAGUAAUAGGAAUAUGGCCGAGAGAUUCAAGUAAUGCAGACGUCAACUGUGCUCAUCUCUCACAUCUUGGAAGUUCUCUAGCUACUGGAGAUGAUAAUGGUUUUGUUAAAUUGUUUGAAUUUCCAUGUUCGGAUAGAUAUGCUUCUCAUAAGAACUAUGUAGGACAUUCAGCUCAUGUCACCAAUGUAAGAUUUUCAUCUGAUGAUAGACAUCUGAUUAGUACUGGUGGAGAUGAUUGCUGUGUUUUUGUAUGGAAGUGUGUAUAA
Messenger RNA from Lottia gigantea (owl limpet), 5442 nucleotides. RefSeq lists its product as hypothetical. The record is from RefSeq and is a predicted model, not a curated record. NCBI's taxonomy places the organism in Eukaryota, Metazoa, Mollusca, Gastropoda, Lottiidae. Gene Ontology annotation, molecular function: microtubule binding. Bases 1 to 5442 code for a protein of 1813 amino acids. The transcript is spliced from 38 exons.